This is a messenger RNA of Scheffersomyces amazonensis, 531 nucleotides long. RefSeq names its product DNA damage-responsive protein 48 (gene DDR48). The transcript has a single exon. The coding region runs from base 55 to 531 and encodes 158 amino acids. The record is from RefSeq and is a predicted model, not a curated record. NCBI's taxonomy places the organism in Eukaryota, Fungi, Ascomycota, Pichiomycetes, Serinales, Debaryomycetaceae.
UAUUUAUAUUUGAUCUAUACUUAUAACUCAAAUACACUCAAUUAAUAUUAUAUAAUGGUUUUCGGAUUCGGUGACGACAAAAAGCACAAGAGCGACAACAGCGACGACUCUUACGGUAACCAAGGUGGUAACCAAGGUGGAUAUGGUGGUUCCAACGAUGAUUCCUACGGAAACCAAGGUGGUAACCAAUCCUCUGGUUUCGGUGGUUCAAACGACGAUUCUUAUGGUAACCAAGGUGGUAACCAAGGUGGAUUUGGUGGUAACCAAUCCUCUGGUUUCGGUGGUUCUAACGACGACUCCUACGGUAACCAAGGUGGUAACCAAGGUGGUAACCAAGGUGGUUUCGGUGGUUCUAGUGAUUCUUACGGUAACCAAGGUGGUAACCAAGGUGGUUUUGGUGGUUCUAACGAUGAUUCCUAUGGUAACCAAGGUGGAAACCAAGGUGGUUUCGGUGGUUCCAACGAUAACUCCUACGGUAACCAAGGUGGUAACCAAGGUGGAUACGGUGGUAACAACAACGAUAACUAUUAA